Salarias fasciatus (jewelled blenny) is the source of this 1807-nucleotide messenger RNA. Its product is annotated as microtubule-associated protein RP/EB family member 3-like. The transcript has 9 exons. The record is from RefSeq and is a predicted model, not a curated record. NCBI's taxonomy places the organism in Eukaryota, Metazoa, Chordata, Actinopteri, Blenniiformes, Blenniidae. The coding region runs from base 163 to 981 and encodes 272 amino acids. Gene Ontology annotation, molecular function: microtubule binding.
GUACCAGCGGCUUAUGUGGGAGCAGUCUCGCUCAGCUCGCUGAGGCGACAGUUGGGGUCGUAGCAACGAAACAACAGCACUCUGACUCUAUCUUUUUCAUAAGGAGGUCAAGCACAACACAGUUCUCAACAGUACACGCCAGCGUACACCCAGCACAGGAGGAUGGCGGUGAAUGUCUACUCCACCUCGAUGACCAAUGAGAACCUGAGUCGUCAUGACAUGUUGGCGUGGGUCAACGACUCUCUACAGCUCACAUACACCAAGAUCGAGCAGCUUUGUACAGGUGCUGCUUACUGCCAGUUCAUGGAUAUGCUGUUUCCAGGGUGCAUACUGUUGAAGAAAGUAAAGUUCAAUGCAAAACUGGAGCAUGAAUACAUCCACAAUUUCAAGGUCUUACAGGCUGCAUUCAAGAGAAUGAGUGUAGACAAGAUCAUCCCUGUGGAGAAGUUGGUAAAGGGGAAGUUCCAAGACAACUUUGAGUUCCUUCAGUGGUUUAAGAAGUUUUUCGACGCUAACUACGAUGGGAAAGAGUACGACCCCCUGCUGUCACGGCAAGGCCAGGAAGGAACGCCUCCUCCGCCUCAACUAGGUGAAUCCAUUCAUCACAAACCUAAAAGACCCUCUCACCCAGCCCCCAUGAGAACGUCACCAACAGCCCCGAAGAGUGUUCCCACCCCGCAGAGGCAGAUCGCAACCCGCAGGAACCCGCCCAUGACCCGUAACGGAGGAGAUGCUGAGAUCAUCGAGCUCCACCAGCAGGUUCUGGAUAUGAAGCUGACUAUAGACGGACUGGAAAAAGAGAGGGACUUCUACUUCGGAAAGCUCAGAGACAUCGAGCUCAUCUGCCAGGAGAAUGAAAAUGACAACAACCCAGUUCUCAGCAAAAUAAUCGACAUACUGUACGCUACAGAGGAGGGCUUCGCACCACCAGAGGAUGAUGACAUUGACGAAGGAGCGCGGGGAGACUCCGAGGAGUUCUGAACUCAUCCUCAUGUCUUCGUCACCUCCAUCACCCUUCCUCCAUCUUUCAUUCCUUGAUCUGACCCUUAAUGUCAUGUUUGACCCCAUUUUGUUUUCCCUCCUUAUUUUGAUUUUUACAAAAGUUUCUUUACUCCGCCCGUCUGGGGGAGGACAGCCUAGCUUCCCAAACUCUUACUAGCAAACGGACACUUAACCCAGACCUGUGUGGACUUUUGGCCUGGCAGCCUGGAUUGUUUUACUAGACUUAUUCUAACCUGUUAGCAGAUGGGACGGCAGCUCCGCUGGUCUGUUCGUGGUUUAAGGUUGACAGCAAUGAGAUUACAGGGUCGCAGCACUGACGCCAACAGUGCUAUGAAUCUGUCUGUCUGAGGAGGGCAGGGCACUUUCUCUCUCUCUCACCAUGCACUCUGACUGGUGACCACACAGAGAAGCACACACAAGCAUCUGGGUUCUUUCCAGAGUUUAGUUGUGAAACCACAGAAAGUUUUCUACAUUGUGAUCAAUUUUACGAUGUGUCGGCUGGAAAUUUUAGAAGGGGAGAUUAUAAAAGCUGCCUGGAAGAGAGGUCUGCACAUGGAUAUAUUUUUUGAUUCAUAUUACAUAUGAUGACACUUGAACAUUUAGCCCGCAGACAUAUCACAGACUUUGAACUGCUCACUUGUAGAUGCAUAAAAAAGUCAUCGCUCUGAGGUAAAACCAUCACAGAUAUGUUCUUAUUCAUCACUCCAGAGGUUGUACUUCUGAUAGCUUGUUUAGGAAACAGCAUGGGGUAUUUAUGUUUUUAUUUAUUUAUCUUUUUUUUUUAAUCUGCUCUAUACAGUUUCUG